This is a messenger RNA of Carlito syrichta (Philippine tarsier), 500 nucleotides long. Its product is annotated as C-C motif chemokine 3-like. Lineage: Eukaryota; Metazoa; Chordata; Mammalia; Primates; Tarsiidae. Gene Ontology annotation, cellular component: extracellular region. Bases 1 to 291 code for a protein of 96 amino acids. The transcript has 3 exons. Gene Ontology annotation, molecular function: chemokine activity; CCR chemokine receptor binding. The record is from RefSeq and is a predicted model, not a curated record. Gene Ontology annotation, biological process: cellular response to type II interferon; chemokine-mediated signaling pathway; monocyte chemotaxis.
AUGAAGGUAGCUGCCGUUGCUGUCCUCCUCAGCGUGAUGGCUCUCUGUAACCAGGUCUUCUCUGUACCAUUUGGUGCUGACACCCCGACAGCUUGUUGCUUCACAUAUAUUGCCCGGCAGAUUCCACAAAAAUUCAUAGCUGACUAUUAUGAGACCAGUAGCCAGUGCUCCAAACCAGGUGUCAUCUUCCUAACCAAGAGAGGUCGGCAGGUCUGUGCUAACCCCAGUGAGGACUGGGUCCAGGAAUAUGUCACCAACCUGGAGCUGAAUGGGAGUGGCCUGGAAGUUUAGAGGAACCAGUGACCUCAGUUGACCCAGUGGGGAAUGGGAGCCUGAGCCUCGGAGGCUGAAUCCCUAUAACCUCCACAGCUACCUCUCCUGUAGACUGUUUGUUGCCAAACAGUCACACCAUGGGACUCUUCUUAACUUAAAUUUUUAUUUAUUUAUGCUAUUUAGAUUUUGUAAUUUAUUUUUGAUGUCACACUGUUUACGACUGUUUG